Apaloderma vittatum (bar-tailed trogon) is the source of this 453-nucleotide messenger RNA. RefSeq names its product ring finger and CHY zinc finger domain containing 1, E3 ubiquitin protein ligase (gene RCHY1). Gene Ontology annotation, molecular function: ubiquitin protein ligase activity. Gene Ontology annotation, biological process: ubiquitin-dependent protein catabolic process; protein ubiquitination. The transcript has 6 exons. The record is from RefSeq and is a predicted model, not a curated record. Lineage: Eukaryota; Metazoa; Chordata; Aves; Trogoniformes; Trogonidae. The annotation marks the transcript as partial. Gene Ontology annotation, cellular component: nucleus.
CCCAAGGAGGAGUUUUUCCACUGUUCGAAAUGCAAUUUGUGCUUAAGCUUGAGCCUGCAAGGGAAGCACAAGUGUAUUGAAAAUGUCUCCAGGCAGGACUGUCCAAUAUGUUUGGAGGAUAUUCACACGUCUCGCAUCGAAGCUCACGUUCUGCCGUGCGGUCACCUACUUCACAGAACGUGUUACAAGGACAUGCUAAAGGAAGGUUACAGGUGUCCCUUGUGCAUGCACUCGGCUUUUGAUAUGACGAGGUACUGGCGUCAGCUGGAUGACGAAGUCGCACAGACUCCCAUGCCCACGGAGUAUCAGAACAUGAUGGUGGAGAUCCUUUGCAACGACUGCAACGCCCGCUCUACAGUGCAGUUCCAUCUCCUGGGCAUGAAGUGCAAAAACUGUGAAUCGUACAACACCGCUCAGGAUGGACGGUGCCGCGUGUCUGUCGAGGAGCAGUGA